CAGAGCAGAAUGCGGUAAUGCGCGAUCUUAUUACACGUCUCUGUGCACGAGACUUCCGAAAUCUAAAAAAAAAUCCACCAGAGCAAUUAAUAAUAAAUCAAUGAGAAAAACAAAAGGCCAAAGAUGUACGUAAAAACGUGUGACAGUGUAACGUAAUGGGAUUUAUUUCAGUGAAGUGCAAUCGAAAAAUAUCCAAAUAUAGAGUCAGUGGAUUUGAUGUUGAAUGGCGAGGGGGUGGAAAGGGUUGAAAACAAGGGCUGUGUGAGGCCUCGGAAGCGUCAGGACCUUGGAAGAGAUUAAAAAAAAGCUGGAGUGAAUAACGUAAGAAGAAACAAACCCGAGCAGCAACACUAGAAAAGUGAAGUAAUCAUUGACUCCCAUCGAAGGAAAAAAAAAUAAAUCUCAAGAUGUCGUCUGGCCACAGCAGUAGAAGUCGCAGUGUACACAUAAGUUCGAUAUUUCAGAAGAUUCAGGGACGUUUUGCUGAUGCUAUGACACCACCAAAAUUAUCAACCGACAAAAGAAUGCUCGAUAAAACCUGGAAACUUAUGGACAAAGUUGUUAAACUCUGUCAACAACAGCGAAUGAAUUUGAAGAAUUCACCACCAUUCAUUCUCGAUAUACUGCCAGACACUUAUCAACGUUUACGUUUGAUAUACAGUAAAUACGAGGAUCGUAUGCACGCAUUGCACAGCAACGAACACUUCUGUGUGUUUAUUAAUAAUUUAAUGAGAAAAUGCAAACAGGCUAUUAAGUUAUUUAAGGAGGGUAAAGAGAAAAUGUUCGACGAGGCAUCGCAUUAUCGUAGAAAUCUAACGAAAUUGAGUCUCGUGUUCAGUCAUAUGCUGUCUGAAUUGAAGGCCAUAUUUCCAAACGGCGUCUUUGCUGGUGAUCAAUUUCGCAUCACUAAGUCCGAUGCUGCUGAAUUUUGGAAGGAACGAUUUGGUAACAGUACUUUGGUCCCUUGGAAAAUAUUUAGACAGGAAUUAAACCAAGUUCACCCGAUAAGCUCUGGACUGCAGGCAAUGGCACUAAAAUCAACAAUCGAUCUUACCUGCAACGAUUACAUUUCAAAUUUCGAGUUUGAUGUUUUCACCAGACUUUUUCAACCUUGGUCAACCUUAUUACGUAAUUGGAAGAUAUUGGCAGUCACUCAUCCUGGUUAUGUGGCUUUUCUUACCUACGACGAGGUCAAGGCACGUCUGCAGAAAUACUGCAUCGCUAAACCAGGAAGCUAUGUCUUCAGACUGAGCUGCACGAGAUUAGGACAAUGGGCAAUUGGAUAUGUCACAUCAGAUGGUGAUAUUUUGCAGACAAUUCCACAUAAUAAAAGCCUGUGUCAGGCACUCCUAGACGGAUAUCGAGAAGGCUUCUACUUGUAUCCAGACGGUAGGAAUAUAAAUCCAGAUUUAACAUGGGCGGUUCAACCAACACCAGAGGAGCACAUCAAAGUGACAGCCGAACAGUACGAGCUGUACUGCGAGAUGGGUAGUACAUUCCAAUUGUGCAAAAUCUGCGCUGAACAUGAUAAGGACGUGAGAAUAGAGCCUUGUGGACAUUUAUUAUGCACACCGUGUCUGACAGCCUGGCAGGUAGAUUCGGAAGGCCAAGGGUGUCCGUUCUGUCGUGCAGAGAUUAAGGGUACUGAGCAAAUCGUUGUGGAUCCGUUCGAUCCGCGCAGAACUCAUCGACCUGGUGCACAAUCAGCAUCAGCCAGCAAUGCAUCAACACCUACGAGGGAUCUUGACCCUGACGCCGAGAGUUUUACAUCUGCAUUGUUGAGUUAUUCAUGGAUAACCGAUGGAUUCAAGGACAUCAUUGAGUUAUGCAAUGGAAACUGCGGACUGAUGUGUGACGAUUCGGACGACGAGGAUGACUCUAGCUUAACGAAUUCACCGGUGCAGUCGAGAAGAAUUGUUCCUAGUCCACCCUUACCACCUAGGAGGUCACCAACUCCAAACAAUCACUCGAGAAAUACUCGUCAUUUAACAGUGCCAAAGGAAAAUGCACCUCCACCACCUACUGUCACUGUUAUUCUCUCCUCCAGUGAAUAUAAUAACAAAGCAACAGAUGAUAAGAGGUACGACCUUCUUCACCGUGCACUAUCAACAUCUCCAGUCCCUCCAACAUCAUCCACCCACGUGCGACCUCCAGCGCGUUCAGUUCAACGAUCGCCUCCAGCAUUGCCUGAAAAAUCAGGUCGUCACUCAUCCCAAUCCCCACUAACAGGACCACCAGUGCCACCACCUCUGUCAGCUCCAAGACCACCGAAAAAUUUGAAAGACACAUCAAAGCAGAAUCACGAGUACGAGAACACCACGACGAUACCCGGUACCAACAAGCACGUGGUAAAAAAUAUCAAUCUCGAGGCUAAUCGCGCCAAGUUUACCGCCCUGAUGAGGAGCAGGGAAGAGCCAGGGGGAUCAGCGCAUAAAACAGAAGCCGCUGCUUACGAAAAUGUUAAUGUUGAACAUAUCGCGAGGCUCACAGCACUUGGAUUUGCACAGGAUGCUGUUAUCAGAGCACUGGGAAUAACGAGAAACGAUCUAGAUAUGGCGUACGAUAUUCUCAAUGAGUUCGCCACUAAGUCCUCCUGACCAGGAAGCCAGGCAGAUGGUUCGUGACCUCCCAUUCCUCCUCGACGGUACGUCUGAAAAAUCCAUCGGAGUCUGGAUUGAUCAUAACCAACUGCUAAGACAUUCAACUACCUGCGGGAAAAUGAAAUCUCAAAAAUCACCGGAAUUUCUUCCAUUUAUCGGAAGAUAACUCGAUUUUGGGAAUCGGAAAAAUUCUGGGUGUUAGAGAUAGAGUAAAUCGACGGGUCGUGGAGCAAAAAUUGGUACGGGAUCAUAUCUCCGGAAACACAGUAUCUGUUGAAAUUGAAAUACAUAUUCACGAUCCAAGUGUAUCACAGGCAUUUUCAUUUUCUCCGUUAUUUCACGUGAAAUUCGUCGGAUAACAUUAUUAUUUCAUAAUACUAAACUUAAGUCGAAGUCAGACUACAAAUUAGUAAUAAUUCAUAAUCAUAAUUACGCCAUUUGCAUGAUUAUUACUAUUAUUUAUUUAUUAUAGUGUAUUCGUCAAAUGUGAUAUUUAUGUUUAACAUGUUAUGUUAAUCACGUCAUUAUAUCAUUUAUAAAUGUGUCAUGAAAAAUGUACAAAUCUGCAGAAUUUUCUUUUGUUACCCUUAAAAUUUUCUAAAAUAUUCUCUCCACAUUUAUUUGUGUGGAUUAUUUAAAUUUAACACUUCGAAAUAUUUAUGAGCAAUUGUUCUUCAGUAAAGUUCAUCGUCUCCAAUGCAAAAAAAAAUCAUUGACUGAGCAGAUUAAGAGAAAAUCCAAUGAAAAAAAAUGUAAAUACGAACACCAAAAUUAAUUUAUUAUUACUAUUAAUUGAUAGUCCCAUCGUAAUCUCUAGUAUCAGAAGACGCAAAAAUUUUAAAAAUUGCUGGUAGAUUUCCACCCGAUGUAUGUAUACGAAACUUGUCCCCUUAAUAGCAAAAUUAAAAACAAAAAUAACUUGAAGAAUUGUGUAAAAAUCUUAAAAUUUCAAUCAGCGAUAGCAUUUUUUUCUGAAACAAUAAAUGGAACAUAAAUAAUUCAAAUUAUUGAUGGAAAAAUUAUCUCCACGCCUGUUACAAUUUCAGCCAUUUCGAAAUGUUUCACGGUUCGAUAAAGAAUGAAUAAAUAUGCAUCGACGAAGACAGAACGAAAUUAUCAGUCAUUUUGGCUGAAAUAAAAUGUUAAAUUUAUAAAAGUGACUCUGCACUGUCAAAGAUUAAUAAAACGGGUAAAAAAAUUGGGAAAUCGCUGGAUUCAAUCUAGAAAUUUCUCACGAGUGGAAAAAUUGAAACAAAAAGAAAUUGAAUCAAUUGACAAAUGAUCCUUGGGAUGUUUUAUUCGUAAAGCAGUUAAUGGACUUAGCUAUCCUAUUUUUCUACAUUUAAUAUAUGCAUUAGUGUAUUUCUCCCUUAAUACCAUUAAAAGUUGAAUUCAAACUAGUGGAAAAUUUUGCAUUAUCUUUAAAUUCUGUUGGAAAUUGGUGAAGCAAUAAAAGUCCUAAUUCACGUAUUACUCAAUAUUUAGUCUGAAACAAGAAAGAGAAAUUUGAAAGAAUUUAGAAGUGAAAUGGAAAAUUUUCUGGCAGUUGUCAUUUUCUAAUAAAGAAUUGAAAAAUAAUUUUGUCUCUAACUAAAUCGACAGAAAAAUCUGAGACCAAUUGACUUCACAGAGAUUAUUCAUACCAAUCAUAAAAUGUAAAAAUGGUAGAGAAUUUUUAAUGAGCAAUUAUCCACGAAAUGUUGAGUAUUGAAAAGCGAAGAGAAGAAAUUUCCUUGAAAAUGUUUGGAGAUGUUUUCUAAGAAAUUAAAAAAUGAAUACAUGAAUAAGUUCUGAGGAUAUCUUGUACCACAUUGCAACAGAAUUUAUCCACCAAUUAACCUCGGAUUCUAUUCAGAGGCGGGGAUAAUGGAUAAUGAACAAUGCCGUGCAAUCCGUGCAUUGAUAACUUCCUCGUUGAUUUAACUAUUGGCUGUAUACAUUAUUUUAUUAUCAAAAGAAGAAUAAAGUAAUGUAAUAUUUAUAUUAGAAUUUUUUUUUGAAACUUGUGUUUUGUGUAUUCCUGUGUAUAAUUCCAAAAAUAAAUUCAAAUUUACGCAUCAUGUGGUCGAAAUUAACGCCUGAUGGUUUAUUUAUUAUUUAUUUAAGUAUCACACAUAUAUUAAACAGUGAAUGCCAAGGAGAAA
Fopius arisanus is the source of this 4744-nucleotide messenger RNA. It is a transcript of the gene Cbl, whose product is annotated as E3 ubiquitin-protein ligase CBL. Gene Ontology annotation, biological process: cell surface receptor signaling pathway; negative regulation of epidermal growth factor-activated receptor activity. Bases 408 to 2597 code for a protein of 729 amino acids. Gene Ontology annotation, cellular component: plasma membrane; membrane raft. Gene Ontology annotation, molecular function: SH3 domain binding; ubiquitin protein ligase activity; receptor tyrosine kinase binding. NCBI's taxonomy places the organism in Eukaryota, Metazoa, Arthropoda, Insecta, Hymenoptera, Braconidae. The record is from RefSeq and is a predicted model, not a curated record. The transcript has 9 exons.